AUGGCGCCUAUCUCCCCGCCAUUGCUCGAUAGCCACAAUUCUUCGAGCUUUCCAGAUUUACCCACGCACGCAGCACGAACAGAUUUCUUGGGCACUCCGGAAUCUUUGGACCUCCAUUGCUCGGUGUUGCAUUCCAAGACCCGGAACGAUCUUGCUGAAUUCUUUACUGGCACUGUGAACGUCUGCUUUCCUCUAUUUCAACCUCAUACAAUUUCAAAGGCACUGGAGAUUGAGCAUUUUCACCACCUACCGUUGGUCAUCUACGGCAUAUCGGCGGGACUGAUCGGAAACCCUAAUAUGCGGGCGGAAGCCGAAGUCGACAACGAGUUGCGGCAGUGGGUUCACACACAGCAAAUAACAGCCGAGAGCAUCAUCGAUCCAAAGGCUCUGUACGAAUGGCAAACUGCUUGUCUGCUGGCAUGGUAUGGAUUCCAUCAGCGGCUUGGCACCGAAGACGAAACGCACCUCGUCAUCACCAGUUUGACCCGCAAAGCAUACCACUUUGGCCUACACCAGAUCGAUAGCCCUGAAAACCGAGACUGCUAUGGCUGGGACCUCCUGGAUGAGCCCAGCCUGGAAGACUGGCGUCGUGUGUGGUGGUGCGUCUACGUUCUCGAUUCGUAUUCUAGCUUUUCGACAGCAACCCCGACGCAAGUGGAGACCGAGAGUAUCCAGACAGCACUCCCCCUUGACCCGGCAGCGAUAAAGGGGACGCACUCUCAAACUGAGAGAAUUUUUCUCCCGGCUAGUCUGGAGGGUCUGCCCGCCGUUACGCAAAGUAUUGGGAACGGUCUCGCAGACAAGGGCUUUGCUCUGCAUAUGGCUGUGAACACCCUCUUGAAAGCAGCGGUAGCAGUUCAUCGGCUCAGCAAGCAGAGCUCGGGCGCCUAUAUCUCCGGACGAAUAUCUGCAUUGAGGGAUCACCUCUCAGCCCUACAAUUAACUCUGCCACACUACUACAUGCAACCGACCCCAGACAUGAUCGGUGGCGAACUACCGUCUGCAUUCAACACACGCCUUCAGACUCAGCUCAAAGUCCACAGCAUUCGAAUCAUGCUCGGACUUUGCGACAUGCGAAUGGAUAGGAGCCGCUUGUUCUCCAGGUGGCAGGAAAACUUGGAAAUUUGCUAUCGCAUGUUCGAGGUGAUCCAGCACUGGGACUCGCAGUCCAGUCUUACCGUCGACCCGGCCAUCUGUUUCAUCGUCGCGUCAUUGCUCGUAAUGUUGCAUCUUCAUACCCAUUCAAGCGCAAACUCCAAUGCGGCGUUACUUGCGCAACUCACACGGCGGAAACAGGUGGUCCGUCUGUUCCUGCAGAACUACGCCUCGUCCUGGAGAUUACCCCGGUUCCUUCUUGACUGCUGCGACGCGUUUAUGCACAAAGUGUCGGGCCCCCUGAGUGCAGAUGAUAUCGUUCGCAUUUCGGACCACUUCCAGGGCCCGUUGCAUCGGAAAUGGCUCAGCUUCCUGUCCCCCAGCCCGGAAACCCCGGACUUUCUGGACUUUGACAACCUGAUACAUUUCGAUUUGGAUGCAUCAAUUGAGGAUUAUUUUUCGUUUCACGAAAGCGAACCGAUACCAACCUUUGACUCUAGUCCAACGACAACCGGAAUGUGUGAACGAAAGUGA
This is a messenger RNA of Aspergillus terreus NIH2624, 1629 nucleotides long. RefSeq names its product fungal specific transcription factor domain-containing protein. Gene Ontology annotation, cellular component: nucleus. Gene Ontology annotation, molecular function: zinc ion binding; DNA binding. Gene Ontology annotation, biological process: DNA-templated transcription. The record is from RefSeq and is a predicted model, not a curated record. Lineage: Eukaryota; Fungi; Ascomycota; Eurotiomycetes; Eurotiales; Aspergillaceae. Bases 1 to 1629 code for a protein of 542 amino acids. The transcript is spliced from 3 exons.